Molecule: messenger RNA, 2263 nt
Organism: Bombina bombina (fire-bellied toad)
Lineage: Eukaryota; Metazoa; Chordata; Amphibia; Anura; Bombinatoridae
Gene: RMP64
Product: nucleolus and neural progenitor protein
Biological process (GO): positive regulation of Notch signaling pathway
Cellular component (GO): nucleus
Source: RefSeq, a predicted model, not a curated record
AAUAAGCAGGAAGUUUCCACUAACACGUGGAGUCGUGCUGUAGGGACAAUUUAUACAUACAGAGUGAUUACAUGGUGUUUCAAUACAAGACUUGUUAUAUACUCCGUGUGAUCUCGGUGAUAGUAUCAUGGCGACAGAGCCGUGGAACCGGCUGCACAUCCCUCGCCCUGCUAUUCAGAGCCUGAUAAAAGUUCCGCUUAAAGCUGACACAGUCAAUUACAUUAAAGAUGUUGUCAAAGAAUGUGGCAUUGUGAAAUCAUCUUUGACUAAUGAUGUCUUGGAUGCCGAGAAAGCCACACUACGUUCCAUGCUUUAUGUCUACCACCACAGACUAUGUUGCCAUAAACCAUACUUGGCUUUAAAACAGGUGGAGCAAUGUUUAAAACGUUUAACAGCGAUGGAUUUAAAAGGCUCAGUUCAAGAGAUGUUAGAUCUUUGUCCAAAAUAUAUUGGAAAAGCUUACUUAUGUUCAGAAACUCACUGCUCUUUACCUAGUCAGCCAAUCAUAGAACUUUUAUCUGUGAAGAUUCUGGGUGCCUGCAAGUUAAUCCUGCGUCUCAUGGAUUGUUGUUGCAAAGCUUUCCAUUUAUGUCUUCAGCAUCUGAACCUUGAAGAGUUUAUGGUGAUGAAUGUUGUACUAUUAGGAUUGUUGAGUCGCUUAUGGGUAUUGCACAGAGGAGUAUUAAUUAAACUCAUAUAUUUGUACGGAGCCCAGAUCUCCUUGCAGCAUGAGGUAUCGUGCUUCCAGAAUAUGCCCUACAUAAAAGGCUUUGACUUUCCUACAAAGAUUGAGGACCACUUGGGCAUUGAGUUAUUAGAUACUCUUAAGAGAGAGCUACCUCACAUCUUCAAGAAAAGAAUCGCCACAGUACUAAAUAAAAUAUUUUUGACAAAAAAGCUAAAGGAUAAAGCUAAAGCUAAAAUGGUAAAACUACCGGAAAGAAGAAAAAACAUUAUUGAUUUGGGCAAACCAAUAAAUAUGGAUAGAAAGAAGAAAGGUGAGUUCGGAACAUUUGAUGUCAGAACAUUGUGUCAUCCCGUAAAAUCCAGCAUUCAUCCGGAUCAGAGUUAUCACCACAAGUUAAAUUUGCCCAAGAAAACAAAGUCUCUGCCACAUCACAGAUCCAAAAAUAAAUGUGCGAUGUUUCUGCUACCAAAAGUGCAACAAGCAGAUUGUUUCAGAGAUCUGCACAAGCAGCUACAGUGUGCAAUCAGAUGGUGCAAACAGAGAAAAUUGGUAUUAGAGGUUGGGUUCCUCCGAGAGAAAAAUCUUAAAAUUUACAGACUAAGAUAUGUUGAAGCCCUGGGAUACAGCCUGGAAAAGAAACUGCAACAUAUGAAAAAGUCCAUCAGUCACAGUUUACUCCAAGGCAGAUUAAAAGCAAAUUGUCACAUGCCUGCAAGACUAUGGACUUGGAAAAAUUUGACCUUAUCAUCAAGGAAAAAGAGAGCUCGGUCUCGAAAAUUUGAUAUUGAUUCCAAAGUUUCUAGAACUGCAAGAACACAUUUUAAAAAUCUCAACACACCUGUUUUAGCACCUUGUAAUUCAUCAAACAUUCUUUCCCUUACCUGCAUUAGAGAUACGGAUACAGGAAAAGUUUUUGCAGAUAAAGAUGAUAUUGAUAAUAUAUUUUCAUCAAUUGGUGUAUAGAAAUUAAUUGUAUUCUAAUAAAAAUGUGAUUUACCGUGUCAGAAAGUCAUUAGUGAUGUAUUAUUAGUAUGAUUCCUGCUUUAGAGGGUCAAUUGAAUUGCAGUACAUUUGAUCUAAACUGUAUGUGAUUUUUUUUUUAAAUAAUUAACUGAAAUGAAAAUAUAAAAGCAUAACUUUAGAAAAAAAAGAGAAUAGCUGUCAUUGCUUGUGGAAAAUGUACUACAAUUCCUAUAAUCCUCUUGGUUGCAACAGGAUGUGCAGACACCAGUUAACUUUCUGUUCAGUACUUUAUUUUAAAACUUUUUAUGUUUGUAAAAAUAUUUUAUUUUACCAAAAUGUAAUUACUUAAACAAAAAAAUAUUUUAAUGUGGUAGAUAAACCAAUUCCUUUAUUUCAUUACGUGUUAAACUGCUGCUAGUGGCUUAAAUACUUUUCUAUUUAAGGAUACAGUUGUUAAGUGAAUUGGAAGCAGGCAUAUAUGAGUGUGCUCUAAUCACUGACUGUAUUCUCAUCUGGAGCACUGUUCCAGGAGUGCAAUUUUGACCAUGUGUUUAAGGUGUUCAGUAAAAAAUAAAAAGUUCUUAUGAAAAAGAGCAUUUUUUUACACUAGAA